GCCCUGGAGAGGGGCAUGGCCAGAGAGGAAGAGCAGGAAGGGGGCGCCUCCGGCGGAGGGGGCGGCGGGGAGCAACGGGAGGCGCCCGCUGCUUCUUUCCCUGCAGGCCGCGUCCCGCCGCUCUCGCAACCGGGAGUCGCGCCGCUGCGCUUCGGGCUGGUCCCGUCGGAACUGCACGCGCGGCUGCUGGACCAGCACGACUACCGAGGCCGGGUGGGCGCCAUGGAGCAGCUAAAGCGGGUUCUGGGAGAGGCUCCGGGGGCGGCCUUGGCCUGCUUGCCACCGCCCAGCCUCCUCGGGCUGCUCAGCCUGCUGCGGGCUCUGCUGGACGACUCGAACUUCAAAGUGGCGCUGGGGGCGCUGGAAGGGCUGCGCCUGCUGGCCGUCCGCCUAGGCCCGGCGGCGGGGAGCCGCUGCCGCUUGGAGCCGUUGGUGGCGGCCGCAGCCAAAGUGCUGGGCGACGCCAAGCUGGCCAUCCGCCAGGAGUACCACCAACUCUUCCUGGGCCUGAUGCGGGCCGCCGGCCCUCAGCCCGUGCUGGAUCUCCUGCUGCGCCCCGAGCACCUGCAGCACCGCAACUCCCGCGUCCGCGAGGUGGUCCUGGCCAUCUCCAUUGCUGCCCUCCUCACCUUCCCCAGCGAGGACUUCGAGCUGCCCAAGCUGGUGGCCACCCUUGCUCCGGCUCUGGCCGAUAGCAAGCGCCGGGUCCGUCACGCCGCCUUGGAGGCGUUUGCUGUCUUAGCCUCGGCCCUGGGGCCCGGCCGCGCCAGCCUCAUCUUCAAGGCAGUGGACGUGGUUGAACUUCAGGACAAUUGCGAAGGGGUCAUGAGUGCCGUGCAGGCUCGGUUGGCCAGAAAAACUCUACCCAAGCUUACCGACCAGUGGUUUGUGGAGUAUGCUGUCCCCCUGCCCUCCUCGGCCAACGGGCGCGGCUUUCAUUUGCCUCAUGGAGCGGACACAGAUUGGCUCCUGGAGGGCAACCGUAUCCAGAGUGCCCACAGCUACUCUGGAGAGACUGCUGGGUCUUUUACCCCUUUUGUGGACCAAGGAGUAUGUCCCCGGCGUGUUUUAAGUGCUGGGAAAGGAAAACUGCCUUGGGAGAGCGAACGACCUGGGAACCAAACUUGCUUUGCAAAAGGAAGUGAACCAUGCUUGACAUCAAAUGAUUUUCUUCACUCUCCUAAAUUAAGAGCUUCUCAAGGUGUGAUGGCCUCUCAUCAGCCACAUAUUUCAGGAAAAUCCAACCUACUUGGUUUCUCUCAUAGCCGUGGGAAAAGUGGUAGUGUGGAUUCUGACCUACAAUUUCUAGGACUUAGCAGUCCAUGGCAAGAUAAAGUGUGUACUAGCCUCAAUUUUACCAACAAACCUCAGCGGACCUUUUGUAGCCCACCUGAGCAUACUUCUCUCCUGGGCUGUCACACUAGCCAAGGAGCAUUCAUUCUUCCAUCCUACCCAUUUUCAUCACCCAGGCACAGUCCAAAGCACACCUCUUCACCAACAGAUUCACUUAAGAAAUCACAAGACCAUGCUGUUAAUUUCUCUAAUUCCUGGCCUCUUAAGAGCUUUGAAGGGCUUCCAAAACCUACACAUCAGAAGAAGUUUUCCAGCCCAAUAUCAGGAGAGGAAGCAGACAUGAAACCUCAAGAUACUCCUCCUAUUCAGCUAAAACCUGCCUUUGUGAGGACCCCAGCUUCAAGGAGAGGCCUGAGUGGAACAAAGCCAGUGCCUCCAAUCCCUAGGGGAGUGAGCCCCUUGCCUGAUAAAACAGAAAUCAGUUCAAUGGGACAAAAAAACGGAGAGCCAGAAGACAUGUGGCUAAAUGAAAGGGAUAAGAAAUUGGCCAUUGAUCUUUCAGAGUUAAAUAUCAGUGAAAGAGAGCUUGAUGAGGAAGAGAUGCAUAGUUCUCUUCGGUCUCUUCGUAAUAGUGCAGCUAAGAAGAGAGCAAAGUUGAACGGCAGCACUUCUGAUCUUGAAAGCCCUGAUUCUGUGUUGAAGCUUGAUCUAACUUCAGAGUCACCUUCCUGCUUGUCAUCUCCAAGUACUAGUUCUUACAGUGAAAGUGGAGUUUAUAGUCUUGAGUCUGUAACGUCCCCACUGUCUACAGCACCCCAAGGGUUAAGAACAAUAUCAGAUAUUUUUUCUCUAUCUGGAGGUAAUUCCCGCCCCACAAAGCUCUCACCUGCACGGAAUCGAAGCUCUAUCAUUGUGGAACAGAAUCCCAGUGCAGGAACAAGGUUUCAUGAAAAAGCAACUUCCUUUGUAAGUGUUAGUGGCCAGCAUCUGAGCUGUGGAAAUGGAUCAGGAGAUUAUGAAGAUGAUAAACAGAAAAUUUUGUCUCCUGCCAGUCUGAAAGGGCAGAGCAAAGAGUAUCAAAUGCAUUGUAAAUCCACAAAAGGAUUUAUAGGACCUUCUUCAAGUUUACAUCAUUUGAAUAGUCUCGAAUACAUUUCACCGAGUGCCUUGUCAGAAGACUCUGUAGUUAUUGUUGGAAAAGGAAUGUUUGAAAGCCCCUCUUCACUUCCUACAUAUGGUCAAUCCAUAAUCUUCUCCAUGGAGAAUGGAGAUGCACCUUCGUUCAAACCAAAAAUGGAAUCACUUUCUGGCAUCUAUGGGAGAGCCGUCCAGCAGCAAAGCUCUGCACCUUGCUUAGAUGUGGAAAAUGAAAGAGAUAUGAAAGUUGCCUUAUCCAAAUCUGCCCGAGAAAAGAUGAGACAGAAGAAGAGAGAGGAGAAGGAGCACCAGCAAAUUAGAGAUCUGGGAAAAAAGGAAUCCAAUCCUUGGGAAUUGCUCAAGAUCAAUGAAUCAGAAAAGAUGACAACCGACAGCAGAAAUGUUGCUUUCAGUCCUUUGUUGAAAAGAACAUCAAGUAUUAAAAAAGCACAGCCUUUGAUCUUGUUAGACUCAGGUGAAGACUCUCCAGGUCCACAGAUGCCGUUUAAGGAUCGGAUGUUAUCGGUCAUGCACAGUUCUGAAAUAAUGGAACCCUCAGAUUUGAGACCCUUCCCCAAGCCUGAAUUUGCUCUUUUGGAAGCCUUGCAAUACCUUGCUGAUAAUGAUUGGGAGAAGAAAAUUGAGGGCCUCAAUUCAAUUAGGUGCCUUUCUGCCUAUCACUCCGAUGCUCUAACUGCAAAACUACAUGAAACUAGUUUGGCUGUUGUGCAAGAAGUGAAAAAUUUACGUUCUGUUGUUUCCCGAGCUGCGGUUGUUUGUUUAGGAGAUUUAUUCAACUACCUGAAAAAAAGCAUGGACCAAGAACUAGAUAAUACAGUUAAAGUCCUUUUGCAUAAGGCUGGGGAAUCAAACACCUUCAUUAAGGAAGACGUUGACAAAGCACUGAAAGCUAUGGUUAAUAAUGUGACUCCUGCACGUGCUCUUUCUUCUCUGAUCAAUGGAGGUCAAAGCCACUUAAAUACAGCAGUAAGAAGAUGCACUGCCCAACAUUUGUCAGAUGUUGUAGAGCACAUGGGACCAGGGCGUAUAUUGUCUGGAAUUAAAGAUAUAACUGACAAGAUUUUGUCUGCUGUGGCCAAAUUUGUCCAGGAUGGUUCACAAGAAACAAGAUACUAUGGGCGAAAGAUGCUUUUCACUUUGAUGACACACACAGACUUCGAUAAAAUGCUUGAAAAGCAUGUGCUGCCAAAGGAUUUGCCUUAUGUUAAAGAGACAGUCAGCAAUUUGCGUCAGAAGGGACUUGGGGAGAUGCCAAUAGUUACACCCUCAGCCAAAGGAAGGCGUUCUCAUACUGGUAACAUAGACAAUUCAAGAUCAAACAUGUCACGCGAAGUACUUAGUGCUAGUGACAGAGAGAUUAGAGAAAUACGUGACAUAUCCAGGAAAUUAGUUCCUCGUAAUGCUUUGGAAAGUGCUGAAUAUGUAAAGUUUAUAACAACUUUACUGAAUGCAAAAGAUUUCCGCGAUCGAAUUAAUGGAAUUAAACAACUGUUAGCAGACACAGAGAACAACCAAGACCUUGUUGUUGCGAACAUUGUGAAGAUCUUUGAUGCCUUCAAGUCUCGCUUACAUGACUCAAAUAGCAAAGUCAAUCAGGUUGCUCUAGAGACCAUGCACCAGUUGAUUCCUCUGUUGAAAGAGAAACUAUCUCCUGUUAUCAACAUGUUAAUUCCUGCCUUGGUUGAUAACAAUCUGAAUUCUAAGAACCCAGGCAUCUAUGCUGCUGCCACCAAUGUCAUCCAGGCUCUUUGUCAACAUUUAG
This is a messenger RNA of Thamnophis sirtalis, 4213 nucleotides long. Lineage: Eukaryota; Metazoa; Chordata; Lepidosauria; Squamata; Natricidae. The record is from RefSeq and is a predicted model, not a curated record.